Molecule: messenger RNA, 576 nt
Organism: Dioscorea cayenensis subsp. rotundata (Guinea yam)
Lineage: Eukaryota; Viridiplantae; Streptophyta; Magnoliopsida; Dioscoreales; Dioscoreaceae
Product: putative invertase inhibitor
Exons: 1
Coding region: 1-576 (191 amino acids)
Molecular function (GO): enzyme inhibitor activity
Source: RefSeq, a predicted model, not a curated record
AUGGAUAGCAUGAAAGCUUUAUACCAAAACCAAACCAUAACCUUAACUCUCCUCUUAUCCACCACCUUCUUCUCCUACAUCUCCUGUGACUCAAACACAACAUCAAGUUUGAUCACGUCAACAUGCAACCAUACUUUGUACGUGGACGUCUGCAUGUCAUCCCUUCAAUCACAUGCAAACAGCCAAACAGCUGAUCUCCAUGGCCUUGCAUCCAUCUCCAUUAAUGUGACCAUAUCUCAAGCAAUAAAGAACAUCAACUUCAUCAAGGCCAUGAAGGAUCAACUAAUGAGUUCUCCUCAUCCUCCUCAAGAUCAUAGAUAUGUUACUAUUUGUCUUGAUGAUUGUUUGGUUGAGUAUGAAGAGGCCAUUGAUGAUCUUGAGCAAGCUCAUGAAGCUCUCAAUGAAGGUGAAUUUGGGACUAUGAAUGUUAUGGUGGCUGGAGCUAUGGCUAAUGCUAACUCUUGUGAGAAUGGGUUUGGUGAGAAGAAAGGAGUUCAGUCUCCAUUAAUGGAUUUGAAUGUGUUUUUCAUGAAGUUGUGUAGUAACUCCAUGGCCAUUUCUAACCUUCUUUCUUGA